AUGUCUAAAAGGAAAAAUUCAACGCAUAAAAGUUUUAGCGAAGACGAAAUUAUUGAUCUAACCAAUGAAAUUAAAAAAGAAAAAGAAACAGAAGACCUAUUUUCACCAAAAUACAUCACUCAACAUCCAAUUUCAUAUACAAAUCAAUAUAAAGAUGAACGUCCUCAAUCAUCAGAUCCUCUCCAAUCUGAUCCUCCCUCAUCCUUUUCUCCUGUCUACUGUGCACAUGAUAAUCCACCUCCUGUAUCACCAAAUCAACCUGGCUUGCGUUGUAAAAAACGUGCAUGGACCAAAGAGGAAGACCACGCUUUACUUGAUUCAAUCAUUGUUGAAUUAUCAGGCCGUUGGUCCUCAAUUUGUUCUCGAAAUGAAUUACUGAUUCAACGCGGGCCUAGCAUGGCGUCACAAAGAUUUAAAAGCUCGAUUAAACAUAAGCUGUUGAGUGGAGAAAAUUCCAAAAGGCCACGAUUAAAGGAUGACGAAGAAUAA
Messenger RNA from Funneliformis mosseae, 489 nucleotides. The record is from the annotation of a GenBank genome assembly. NCBI's taxonomy places the organism in Eukaryota, Fungi, Glomeromycota, Glomeromycetes, Glomerales, Glomeraceae.